This is a messenger RNA of Erigeron canadensis, 672 nucleotides long. Its product is annotated as GDSL esterase/lipase CPRD49-like. The record is from RefSeq and is a predicted model, not a curated record. The transcript has 6 exons. Bases 1 to 672 code for a protein of 223 amino acids. Lineage: Eukaryota; Viridiplantae; Streptophyta; Magnoliopsida; Asterales; Asteraceae.
AUGGUCGGACCAAGAAGGCCACAGUUCGUGUUGUUUGGUUCCUCAAUUGUUAAAUGUAGCUUUCGUGAGGAAGGCUGGGGUUCCAUUCUUGCUGACAAUUACUCGCUUAAGGCAGACAUAAUUUUGCGAGGAUAUGGUGGUUGGAACUCCAGAAAAGGCAUGGCAGUACUCGAUCAAGUUUUUCCAAAAAAUGAGGUAGUGCAACCAUCUCUGGUGAUAGUUUAUUUUGGAGGUAACGACGCGACGGAUCCUCGUCCAGAUGGCCAAAGUCCUCAUGUACCUUUGCCUGAGUAUGUUGAAAAUAUGAGGAAAAUCGCUAUGUAUCUCAAGAGUCUUUCAGAGAAGACACGCAUAAUUUUUCUUUCUGCUCCUCCCGUGAAUGAGGCUAAAAUUAAUGCAGAAUCUAUUUAUCAGGGAACAAAUGAAAUGUCCCAAAAGUACGCACAAGCUUGUGUAGAAAUGUGUCACGAGAUGGGGAUUAAGGCUAUUAACCUUUGUACUGCAAUUAUGAAGCAUAGUGACUGGCAAACAACAUGCUUAAUAGAUGUGAUACAUUUAUCAUCUAUCGGGAACAAAAUUGUAGCAGAAGAGAUAUUGAAAGUCAUAAUGGAAGCUGAUUGGAAACCGAGUUUAUAUUGGGAAGCUAUGCCUAAUGAGUUUUCUGAGCUUUAA